Penicillium cataractarum is the source of this 624-nucleotide messenger RNA. RefSeq names its product Rho family GTPase CDC42 (gene cdc42). Gene Ontology annotation, molecular function: GTP binding; GTPase activity. The record is from RefSeq and is a predicted model, not a curated record. The transcript has 5 exons. The coding region runs from base 5 to 586 and encodes 193 amino acids. Gene Ontology annotation, biological process: small GTPase-mediated signal transduction. NCBI's taxonomy places the organism in Eukaryota, Fungi, Ascomycota, Eurotiomycetes, Eurotiales, Aspergillaceae.
AAAAAUGGUUGUCGCUACCAUCAAGUGUGUCGUGGUCGGUGACGGUGCCGUGGGUAAGACUUGCUUGCUCAUCUCCUACACAACCAACAAGUUCCCCUCCGAAUAUGUCCCCACCGUCUUUGACAACUACGCCGUGACCGUGAUGAUCGGCGAUGAGCCCUACACUCUCGGUCUCUUCGAUACUGCCGGUCAGGAGGAUUACGAUCGCCUGCGCCCGUUGUCCUACCCUCAGACUGAUGUCUUUUUGGUCUGCUUCUCCGUCACUUCCCCGGCCUCCUUUGAGAACGUACGGGAAAAGUGGUUCCCCGAGGUGCACCACCACUGCCCCGGUGUGCCCUGCUUGAUCGUCGGCACUCAGACCGAUUUGCGCGAUGACCCCGGUGUUCGGGAGAAGCUCGCUCGCCAGAAGAUGCAGCCGAUUCGAAAGGAGGACGGUGACCGGAUGGCCAAGGACCUCGGUGCGGUUAAAUAUGUGGAGUGCUCUGCUCUGACGCAGUACAAGCUGAAGGAUGUCUUUGACGAGGCUAUCGUGGCUGCCCUCGAGCCCGCGCCCAAGAAGAAGUCAAGGGGCUGUCGCCUGCUGUGAUCCACUCCCCCGUACAUUUUUCACAGAUACGACGGAAU